AUGAACACAGCCGAUGGUAUCGGCCCUACUAUGAUCAUUCAGGUGGGCAUUACUGCUAUGUAUAUAGCGACUUACGUGGAUCUAAUCAAGACAGAAGGGAAUAUUUAUUACGAAUGGGACCAGCCAGGCGGCAGUCGAACUGCCGCACCCGCAAAUCAAGAUUCAAGAAGUGUUACCUCGCGCCAAAGCGCCUCCGGGGCCGCGCUUUCCAGGCCCGACGAUGUAUACCGACAUCAGGUCCCGAUUCCCAAUUCAGGCCAUCAUGCGACUCGCCCAGAUCCACAGCGGCCGGCUGCGCUCGAUUACAGCCAAGGAGAUGCCAAUGAUCGACCGGCCUUUGAUCGCCGACCUUCGGACGCUGGAUAUUCGCGACCUGUCAGUCAGCGUCGGGUGGAUAGUGGCGUAUAUAUUGGUACAGGGGCAACCAACCAUACCAUUCAGUCUACAUGGGGCCAGGAAACGCCUCAUGGAACACACCGCGGUCCGGCCGGUCGCAAAACAGGGCGCGAGAGCAUAUCCAACCGGAACGAAGCCGCCUCAUCGAAAAGUGAUGCGUCCACUCCGCAUGGCCUUGUUGAGGAUCUACAAGGAUUGAGUCUGGGGGAUCACCCAACCUCGCAUAUAGUGCCCACAUAUGGCGAGAGCAGUCAGAGCCACCGCAAUGACCCCAUUUUGGGAGAUGCCCAACGAAGAUACGACAGUGAUGUAGGCCAUGAACUGACGAAAUAUUUGUGUGGACCAGGCUAUCAAAGGCAGAGAGAGGCUUGGAAAUUUUUUCGAGUGGGCAAGGUUUUUUCAAUGCUCUAUCAUGAGAAUGCAGGCUCACAUGGGACUGUACUCAGUCAACAAUUAAGCCCAUUCACCACGGGCAAGUACGGAGAGUCUAUAUACAGUAGCAUCCGCCGCAUGGUGGUAGUUAGAGAGCGGAAGGGGUGCUGCUGGUGUAUUCCCAUUGCUACCUACGGUGGACAAGGCGUAGCUAAGUCCGGGGUCGACGUGCCCAAGCAUGCCGUCAUCUAUAUGCGAGGUGAUGAACCUCACUCUUCGCGAGCAGAGCCUCGUAUGAUUAAGGAGCCUCUAGAGGUCGAACCCGCCAAGGCUGAUCAGAAGCUGGAUCGUAUGUCUCGGGUGAACUUUGGCAAGAUCUACACUGUCGAGCACAAUGUCAAAGUUCUUCCCGUAGGCAAAAUCACGGAAGCAUCCCAAGCGAAAUUUCUAGAGUAUGCAAACUACGAGUUUUUGAGAUGA
Penicillium paradoxum is the source of this 1248-nucleotide messenger RNA. RefSeq lists its product as uncharacterized. Bases 1 to 1248 code for a protein of 415 amino acids. The transcript has 5 exons. The record is from RefSeq and is a predicted model, not a curated record. NCBI's taxonomy places the organism in Eukaryota, Fungi, Ascomycota, Eurotiomycetes, Eurotiales, Aspergillaceae.